CGUGAAACAGUUCAAUAUGGCGGGCAAAGUCAGUUGAAAGUUCUGAUCGAUGUGGAAUCAACUGUGAUUUGACGUUAUAAAGACAGUCACUGCAUCAGUGAUAUACAGCAUGUGAGAAGACCAGCAGAUCAUGUAGUUUUUGCCAUCUUUCUCAUUCAGCAUGGACAAGGUAUGAUGGAUGACCAGGCGAACAGCAGAAUAUUAAGAUCGGACGAGACUUUUGAUGUUAAGUCUGACUGCUUAUUCUGUGCUAAUUAUGCUAAAUCGGACAAAAAGAAAAGGGGAGGGGAUGUAUGGGAUGUCAAAACUUUUGACUUUCAAGAAACUAUAAUAAAGAAAUGUAAAGAAAGAAAUGACCUUUGGGGUAUAUCAGUGUUUGGAAGAAUUGAGCACAUCAUAGAUCUGCCUGCUGCUGAUGCAGUUUACCACCAGACAUGUAAUACAAACUUCCGGACUGGAAAAGACAUACCUUUGAAAUAUCGUUCAAAUAAAAGACAAAAAACAAGUUCAAAAAGUCCAGGAAGGCCUGUUGAUAAGGACCAAUUGUUAGCGUUUCAAGAAGUUGUGAAAUAUGUAGAAAGUUCGGAAGGUAAAGUCAUAUCAGUGAGUGACCUCGUCCAAAAAAUGACUGAACUCUGUGGUGACAAGUCUUACAGUACAAAACAUAUGAAAAACAAACUGAUAGAACACUUUGGUACUGAUAUUGUUAUAGGAGAAUUAGAUGGUAAAAGUGACAUUAUAACCUUAAAGAUUACAGCUUCAUAUAUCAUUCAUAAUUUUCACAAGAGUCAGAAAAAUGAGGCAUCAAAUGAACGAGAAAAUAUCUUGUUAACAGCAGCUAAACUUAUCAAAAAUGACAUCCAAUCCAUGCAGUAUGAUAAGUCGUUCUACCCAGCAUCAGAAAAUGUUAAAUCAAUUGAAGACAACUUAGCAUUUUUGCCAAAGAGUUUACUGAUAUUUUUGAACAACAUAUUUGUUGAGAAAGAUUGUAAGUUGAAAAUCGCUGUUGUCGGGCAAGCAAUAAUGCAAGCUUGUGCCCCUAGAAAUGUUAUUUGUCCUUUGCAGUUAGCCUUAGGCUUACAAAUGCAUCACCAGUUUAGUUCGAGGUUCCUUAUUGAUACUUUGUUUCAAUUAGGCCUAUGCUCAUCAUAUGGUGAAGUACAAAAGUUUGAAAUCAAUGCAGCAGCUUCAAACUCAACAUUGUUCAAAAAUUACUUCCCUGGACAAUUCAUGCAAUUUGUAGCAGACAAUGUCGACCACAAUUCGAGGACACUUGAUGGACUGAAUACUUUUCAUGGAAUGGGUAUAAUUUCUUGUAAAACCCCAGGGCAGAAGACCAGUUGGAAUAUACCAAGGACGGAUGCCAACUAUAGCCAGUUAUCAGAGGCCAACAUUGAAAUUAAGUAUUACAAGCCAUCCGAGGCUUCAGUCCCGCCCAUCAAAUUUAAUGAACUGACUGAGAUUUCCCCAAAGAAUAAGAAUUUCUUCCAUUCUGCCAACUUGUUGAUCAAAUCUGUUUGGAUUGCAAGACAGACAAGACCUAAUUGGUCAGGAUUUAUGCAGACAUUUCAGCAAGGAACACAUCCAGGGGCAGCAAAUGUGACAUUUUUGCCAAUGAUAGACAUGGCGCCUAGUGAUCUCACAUGUAUCAACUCUACUUUAUGGUUUGUUGCAAACCAAGCAGAGAAAUUUAGUGUGACACCUAUCAUAACCUUUGACCAACCACUGUACCUGAAAGCUCAUACAGUAAUAAGAGAACAGAAUGCCGACAGUCCGUUAAGACGGGUAGUAUUGAGACUGGGUGGAUUCCAUAUGCAGAUGAGUUUCUUGGGGUGCAUAGGGCACAUUUUUACUGACACUGGAUUGCAAGAAAUAUUGGAGACAGUCUAUGCUUCAAACGCAGUUGUUCACAUGUUGACUGGAAAGUCUGUCCAUAGAGCUGUUAGAGGUUAUUUUAUACUUGACACUGCACUCCAUGCUUUGAUGUUGUCUGAACUGUAUAACAGACCGCUGGACGCACCAAUAUCUGAGCAGUUGAGUAACCAUGGUGUAGAAAAUGCGAAUGGCUCAACAAUCGCUUUUCCAAACACAGGUUUAACAGAGGAAUCAGAGUCGUCAAGACAAUCGAUAGACCAUAAUGAAAAUAUCUACGACGCUCCUAAUGAUGAUGUAGAAGCUAUCGGUCACUUAUACGACGCCAUUUCAAGCGACAAUGCAACACUAGAUGAUACCAAAACAAACACACACCUGAAAGCGAUUGAUGAAAAUAUAUCACAUUUCAGACAGAAGUUGAAAGAAAAUAGGACAGCUCAGCUUUGGUUCCAAUUCAUGGACAUGGUAUCACUUUUGCAGCAGUUCUUGAUGGCUGAGAGAACAGGCGAUUGGGAAGGUCACUUAUCAAGUGUAAAAAGCAUGUUACCCUAUUUUGCAGCUGCGGGUCAUACACACUAUCUGAAGUCGUGCUACCUAUACCUAAUGGAUAUGAUGAAUUUGUCCACUGAUCAUCCAGACGUUAGUGAAGCUUUCUCACAGGGACUCCAUGUGGUCAGAAGAACAGAUCGGUACUGGGCGGGCUUGUCAACUGAUUUGAUUAUCGAGCAAGUUUUGAUGCGUGCGCUUAAGACAAGUGGUGGACUAACACGUGGCCGAGGCAUGACUGACAAUCAGAGAUCGCUAUGGGUACUAUCCAUGCCUGCGUGUUCAGAAAUGAACGCUGCAGUACAGGAAUUGACAGGAGUAUAUUAUGCCACCAGUGAUCAACACAAAGACGUAGGGACAACAAGAAACUCAAAGGACAGUACAGACACUAGAACUAUAAUCAAGUUUCUGUCAGAGAGAAACCCGUUUGACGAGGCUGUGCAAGAUCUAAGAAACAUUGAAACCGGUGUAUUUGCUGAACUGAACGUAAAUAUUGACAAAGCAAAGGACGUUGGAAGCAGUGUUUUAAAGGACAUGAAAGACAAAAAUGUAGAUGUGUAUACAUUUAGAAGAGCAGACCAAGUUGUGAGAAUGAAUGUCAAGUCCACUCUGAAAGUUGAUGAUGAACUGAUAGAAGUCGAUCCACAACUUUUGUUUCAGCGUCUCAUAACUGUUGCUGACAGAAACAUGCCAAAUAUGCCAGAUAUAUUCAAGUAUGAAUUGUGCCAAGUUCCAUCGUCUAUGUUUGACAAAAGCGGACUUCUAAGAGAGGCUAACAAACCGAAUUUAUCCGAAGCUAUUUGGAAUAUGGGUGACUGUCAAGCUAACACCUUCCCACAAUCACCAACAUAUGUUUUAGAUGGUGGGUCAUUGCUGCAACGUGUUCCAUGGAAGAAAAACAGUACAUUUCAGCAGAUAUGCCAACAAUACCUUCGAAGUAUUCAACAACACUAUGGCAACAGAGCAAAAGUUGUGUUUGACGGGUAUUCCUCCUCACCAAGUCUCAAGGAUGUUACACAUAUGAGGCGAACGAAAGGAAAAAUAGGGACAAAGGCAUUAUUUAACCUUGAUACGACGUUCAGGUCAGAUAAGGAAAAAUUCCUCAACAACACAGAAAACAAGCAGAACUUUCUAACCAUCCUGAGCAAAUACCUGAGAGACAACAACGUGGAUGCAAUACAAGCAGUCGAUGACGCUGAUACGUUGAUAGCAAGCACUGCAGUUCAAGAAGCAACAUCGCAUGAUACGGUCGUUGUCGGUGAAGACACUGACGUGCUUGUAUUAUUGUGUCACCAUGGGGACGAUUCAAGUCACAAUCUGCUUUAUAAAUCAGAUAUAAGGCGAGCAAAUAAGGCAAAUAAAGUCUGGGAUAUCAAGAAAACGAAAACUGUACUUGGACCAGAGUUAUGCAGCAUGCUUCCGUUCAUACAUGCAUACACAGGUUGUGAUACGACUUCUAGGAUACAUGGUAUCAGCAAGGAAGCCGUACUAAAGUUGUUCAAAACCAGUUCCGAAUUCAGACGGACCAUUGCGAUAUUUAAUGAAGGGGAACCAGACGUUAACGAAAUAACAACUCGUAGUGAAGAGGCAAUGAUUCUUCUCAACAACGGUGUUCCUUCUGAAGGGCUCGAUAUCCUGAGAUUCCGGAAGUUCACCCAGAAGGUUUGCACAAGUAAAACAUCCGUCCAAGUAGAGACAUUACCACCGACCACGGCUGCCUUUCGCUUUCACUCACUGCGCACAUACCUACAGACACAGAUAUGGCGAGGAAACAACAAUCUGGAUGCAGUAGAUUGGGGCUGGGAAAUAUCCAACAACAAAUUGAUUCCAGUAAGGACACAUCUGCUGCCUGCUCCUGAACAUCUACUCAAAGUCAUACGCUGUAAUUGCCGACAAAGUUGUGACUCAAAACGAUGCACGUGUAGAAAACAUGGACUCGAAUGUUCACAAGGCUGUGGGAACUGUCGAGGAAACUGUUCAAACUCCUCCUCCGUCAAUGAUGAUGACGACCUUGUGUCUGAAACCUGAACGUUUCAUAUGAACGACAUGUAUAGAGAGAUAAAAAAUUGUGAAAGGAUUCAAUGCAUUUAAGAUAAUAUUUUAAACCAUUCAGGUAUUUCAAUAAUUAUGCACAUCAUUUAUUUGUAUAUUUCUGUACUAAAUAGCAUUCGCACGAUAUAAUUGAUGCAAUAUGUAUAUAAGCAAAGAAGUAUAGAUUUAAAUAAUUAUAUAUUGCAUUAAGAAUGCAGUUAGUUUAGUGUGUGCAUAUAUAUUUAUUGUUUCAAAUUAGACAACGCAAGAUUUGCCAAUGAGUGUAUUUGAUUGUGGAUGUUUAUUUUCUAUGAUAAGUAUCCAAAAUAGAGUAUCUGUGGAAAAUUUUGAAAUAUAAAAUAUACUUUAAUCAUUCAUUUAAUAAUAAUAUUAUUAAACGACAUCAAAUCAAUAUAUGAUCUUUAAUUCCAUAUUGAACAAAUAGAAAAUAUAAGCUUGUCAAAAAUAUGUUUUUCGACAAUUUAUGUACAUUUAUUUUAAUAUGCAUUUCAUAUAAAAGGUGUGAAGUAUAUAUUGUCUUCACAUUAUAUUAACCAUGAAUAUAUUAAAAGGAAUUUAAGUAAAAAAUUAGUUGCUUAUUUUUACUUAAAUUAGAUAUUCUUGGGCUGCAUAAAUGUUUCUGGUUGCAAUGAAUUAUCUUCUUAGAAGAAUGAUCUUGAGUUUACAAUGGACCUGUUUGUAAGAAGUGGGUGGGGUAAAUUGACCCACGACAUACGAUA
Messenger RNA from Dreissena polymorpha, 5189 nucleotides. RefSeq lists its product as uncharacterized. The record is from RefSeq and is a predicted model, not a curated record. The transcript is spliced from 3 exons. Bases 172 to 4446 code for a protein of 1424 amino acids. Lineage: Eukaryota; Metazoa; Mollusca; Bivalvia; Myida; Dreissenidae.